Messenger RNA from Fusarium verticillioides 7600, 1672 nucleotides. RefSeq lists its product as hypothetical. Gene Ontology annotation, cellular component: Golgi membrane; Golgi cis cisterna; COPII-coated ER to Golgi transport vesicle. The transcript is spliced from 5 exons. NCBI's taxonomy places the organism in Eukaryota, Fungi, Ascomycota, Sordariomycetes, Hypocreales, Nectriaceae. The record is from RefSeq and is a predicted model, not a curated record. Gene Ontology annotation, biological process: retrograde transport, endosome to Golgi; endoplasmic reticulum to Golgi vesicle-mediated transport. Bases 179 to 595 code for a protein of 138 amino acids.
GGGAAGCAGAGCUGGUGACGAAAAAUGGAAACAUUUCAGUGAUUUGGCAUCAGUUAUUUCUCCCUGCUCUCAAUACCGCCCUUUUCCUAGUCGAAGCUUCAUUGUGCGCUUUUGCCAUCGAAGCCAUCAGUACCGAUCGAAUUUAUCAAUCAAAUCAGCGAUACACAGAACCGCAAACAUGUCGAUGUGGUUGACAGAUACUCAAAAAAUUGGAGUUGUUUUCUGCUCCGGCGGAGGCUUCUUCCUGAUAGGAGGCGUCAUGCUAUUCUUCGACCGAUCUAUGCUUGCUAUGGGAAAUAUCCUCUUCCUUAUUGGCUUGACAAUCAUCAUUGGACCUCAAAAGACACUUCUCUUCUUCGCCCGAAAGCAAAAAGCAAAGGGCACAGCGGCAUUCUUCCUAGGCCUGAUCCUGAUUUUCAUGAAGUGGACCUUUAUCGGGUUUAUUAUUGAAGCAUACGGCAUAGUGGUCCUGUUCGGAGAUUUCCUGGGGACAAUUGCUGGCUUUGCGCGAGGCUUGCCUGUCGUAGGGCCGUAUAUUGGAAUGAUCGCCGAUAGGAUAGGCCUUGGACGACGAAACGCCGAGCUUCCCGUUUAGAUGCUCCUCUGAGUCUAGCAGGCACUUUUGUGCAUCACCCGAACGAGAACAAGAUUCAUCACGUGUAAAAGGCAUUCGACGACACACGUCUAACAAGAGUUGAAUGGCGGAGUUCAAGAGAAAAUAUUGUGUGGGAAUCGGCGUUAACGGCAUAAAGAACUAUCAUGAGUACCUAUAAUAAGGUGGACAAAGUACUGUACAUCACGGAUACGAGCGGAGAACAAACGAUAAAAGCAGUUUUAAUGGAGUCGAGUUGGCUGACAUUUGAUGAUCAUUUCAAAUCUGGCAUACAGGUGACAGGUUCUGGAGGGCACUCGGAUUGCCUAUAUGCAGAAUCGUGUAGAAACAAACUCGUCCGACCGAUUUUUGGUCAAAUAAGGAAAAUGUCCUCCCCCUGGUAACACACUCGAGCUCAUAGCCCAGUGCUCUAAAACAAAGGCGCUCUUCUCGGCAUAAGCUCGUUAUAGCUGCGUUGACUGUCCGCUCCACGGACAAACAGCGUUUCCCUGGCGCUUCUCAUAGUUGAAUCCGUCCAGACCCUUGCCUCAUACGCUGAAUGUCUAAUAUCCUGACUUGACGAGGUAGUCGGCAAGACCUUCGACGGUAGAGGUGGCGUUGCCAGCGACCUGGGCCUCACCAUGGUGGCCGAUGACGAUGGCCUGGCCAGUCUUCGCAACAGCAACACCGAGGCGGCCCUGUUGUGAUUAAGAUGUUAGUCAAAGGAGAUGGGAUUCGUGAAUUGGGCGUCGUACCGAUCGGGCGUAGAUACUCCGGUCCUCGGCUCGGGCCAUAACGUAACGCUCGCCAGCAAUGUAGAGACCCUCAGCGAAAGCCUUGUCCUUGGCAGCCGAGUCACCGCCAACGAUGGCAGAUAUGGCCUUCAUCUCCUCGGGCUUGAGCUAUAGUGGGGUUGCAAGGUCAGUUUUGUUCAUUAACGAGGGGCUAGCCCAUCGAUCCGAGAGGUCGAGUCGGUGAAGGAGGGUGCCGUACCUGGAGGUCAGGAGAAGAAGCCCAAGCGCUGUCGCCCGCAGCACUGAUGAUGGCGCCCUUGUCAAUAUGACCGGAGCCGACAAGGCU